Arabis nemorensis is the source of this 1407-nucleotide messenger RNA. NCBI's taxonomy places the organism in Eukaryota, Viridiplantae, Streptophyta, Magnoliopsida, Brassicales, Brassicaceae. The record is from the annotation of a GenBank genome assembly.
AUGGAGAACGAGCUGUUUAUGAAUGUCGGAGUUUCUCAUCCGCCGGAGAUGACGACGCCACCGCCGUCUUCUUCGUCGGAGAUGCUUAACUGGGUUUCAAUGGAGACUCAACCAAUGGAGCCAAGUCUCAGUCGUAAUCUAUCUCGCGAUUGCUUUUUCUGGGAAAAGUCAACGGAACAGAGCAUCUUCGAUUCGGCUCUGAGCUCACUCGUUUCUUCACCGACGCCGUCAAAUUCUAACUUUUCCGGUGGUGGCGGAGAUCAUUUCGUCAUCAGAGAGUUGAUCGGGAAAUUGGGUAACAUCGGAGAGAUCUACGGAACUCCGGCGAGCAACGGAAACGGUUCUGGGUCGUGUUACGCAACUCCGAUGAGCUCUCCACCUCCGAGAUCGAUGAUGGCGACGAAUGCUUCGCCGUUGGCGGAAUUUUCCGGCGACCCUGGAUUCGCAGAGAGAGCGGCGAGGUUCUCGUGUUUCGGUAGCCGGAGUUUUAACGGCAGAACAACAAACUCGCCGUUUCCGAUUAAUAACGGAUCCGUCGCUGCAACGGUGGCAACCAGCGGGAAAAUGACACGUGUCUCGAGCACACCAUCUCUCAAACCCUUAACGUCUCAGAUUCCCGCCGGCGAAUAUUCCGGCGAAGUAUCCCGGAAAAGAAAAGUGAAAUCUAAGGAUUAUUCUUCUUUCAAAGCUUCCCCAUCUCCAAAUUUAUCAAAGGAGAUUGAAGAGAAGGAAGAUUCAGAUCCGAAGAGGACCAAGAAAUCAGAAGAAAAUGCAGAUAAGACGAAAGAACUUGAUCCUUACAAAGAUUUCAUACAUGUCCGAGCUCGACGAGGCCAAGCCACCGAUAGUCACAGUCUCGCCGAAAGAGUUCGAAGAGAGAAAAUAAGCGAGAGAAUGAAGCUGCUUCAAGAUCUUGUUCCUGGAUGUAACAAGGUUACUGGGAAAGCACUGAUGUUGGAUGAAAUAAUAAACUAUGUCCAAUCAUUGCAACGACAAGUUGAGUUCUUGUCGAUGAAGUUAUCUUCAGUGAACACCAGGCUGGACUUUAACAUGGAAGCUCUCGUGUCGAAGGAUAUAUUUCCUUCAAGCAACAAUCUAAUGCAUCAACAAGUACUUCAGUUAGAAUCUUCAUCAGAAACUUUACAAUUGAACCCUAACAUUUCUUCCAAUAACAUUAUGGACCCAUUGGAAACUUCUGAAACUAGAAGUUUCGUUUCUCAUUUACCAUCACUUACACAUUUCACUGACUCUAUUUCGCAGUAUUCAACAUUUUCCGAAGAUGAUUUACAUAGCGUUAUUCAUAUGGGUUUUGCGCAAAACCAGAUCCGCGAAUCGAACCAAACUCAAUCACAUACUUUUCAAGGUCCAUCAAGCCAAGUACCAUCACACAUGAAAGCUGAACUUUGA